GCGCGCACGCCUUCCCGCUCCCCUCCGAGCCUUAGACGGGUCAUGGUCCGACGGCAUUACUCUGCGGCGGGAGCGCCCCUUGCUCCAGCGGUGCUGCUCUGCGCGUUGCUCUCUCUGCUUCCCUGCAACUCAGGUAGGUCUACAGUACAGACAGCUGUUAACAUUACUUGGUCAUCGAUCAAUUUUAAGACUCUGCUCUACUGGGAUCCAAAGCCAGUUGGUUAUGUUUAUACAGUUGAAAUUGAUGGGGACCUGUUAAGACGGGGAAAAGUAUGCAUUCAUACUAAUAAAACUGAAUGUGAUGUUACUAAUGUGAUGCUACAGAAUUUAAAAGAUGCCUACAUAGCACGCAUAUAUUCUGAAAUACCUUAUGAUGAAGAUAAUUUUGAAACACCUCCAUAUGAAGUUUCUUCAGUCUUUGAACCUUACACACAAACUGACCUUGGAAUGCCAACAAUAGCACGUUUUGAACAAAAAGAUGUAACUCUGAAAGUAGAAGUAACUAAUCCAUUAACACCUUACAGAGUUAAUGGUACCUUGCAAACUAUCAAGGACAUAUUCAGAAAUGAUCUGGAAUACAUAUUAUACUACUGGAAGGACCAAAGUACGGGCAGGAAAUCAUCAAAGACAAAAACCAAUCAGUUUGAAGUCAGUGUUGAUAAAGGAAAGAGCUACUGUUUCUAUGUUCAAGCUAAUAUUCCAAGCCGUGUAAAUAACCAAAAAAGUCAAAAAAGCACUGUAACAUGUACCAGCGUUCAAAGGGAGGAUUUGGAUGCUCUUGAUUUGGACAAAAUCCUCAUAAUAGUAGCUGUUGCUGUUGGAGUCAUCAUUGUAAUUAUUAUUUUAUCUGUGGUGGUGUAUAAGUGUAAAAAGGCAAAGGGCAAAUUAUCAGAAAAAGAGAAUAUGCCUCCAAAUUUGUAAGGAGAAAAAUCUCAGCCCUGAAUGAUCAUAGGCUUGAUAUGCAUAAACACUGCAGUAAUGCCAUGAAAAAGAAGUCCCUUCUGGAAGCAAUGAUUACUGACUCUUCAACGUACAAACAUUUAUGGCUUCUAUGAAACAUUUGUUUUUAAAACACAAUUUAAAACCCCUUUUUUAAUACCACUGUUAAAACUAUGAGAACUGUUUGAAAUAUAUUAACUACAUAUGUGAUGAAAUGCUACCGUUUCUACUGCACUUUUGGUAGUAUUUUUUUAUAUUGGGUGUUCGGGGUACAUCAAGUGGUGAUAAAAUUACAAUAAUGGUUUUUUAGCAGCCUGAUUUUGCAUAAAACGUAUGGUACAAAUUGCUAUUAAACAUUAGAAUAUGCUGCAAGUAGAUACCUGAUAAAAAGGGAAAGAUUCCCUUGAUCUGAACUGGACAAUUGGCCACAGCAUGGAAGUGGUUCAGAAAUGCCUUUUUUGGGCAGAUAUCUGACACUUUUAAACAGGUUAUUCCAUUUUAAAUAAAACUGGGUCCACGACUUCAGUUGGUAACCUGUGUUGUUGGUUGCCAUUGCCAGAACAUAGCACUUUAAAUAUGUAUUGAUAAUUAACUGCUGGACAGAAAGAAACCUAACUUUUUAAGAAUUCCAUAUAUCUGUAAACACAGGUGGUGUGAACUGAGGUUCUUUGUGGUACUAUAAUAACUUAAUGUAUUUAUGGUUUUUAUGAAUGAAGGUAUAUUUGUAUAUAUUGCAUUAAUUUAUUUAAUAUAAUAAAGGUAAAUGGGAAAUACAGAA
This is a messenger RNA of Candoia aspera, 1717 nucleotides long. It is a transcript of the gene F3, whose product is annotated as coagulation factor III, tissue factor. Gene Ontology annotation, biological process: cytokine-mediated signaling pathway; blood coagulation. Bases 43 to 921 code for a protein of 292 amino acids. Lineage: Eukaryota; Metazoa; Chordata; Lepidosauria; Squamata; Candoiidae. Gene Ontology annotation, molecular function: protein binding; cytokine receptor activity. The record is from RefSeq and is a predicted model, not a curated record. The transcript is spliced from 6 exons. Gene Ontology annotation, cellular component: plasma membrane.